This is a messenger RNA of Schizosaccharomyces osmophilus, 1092 nucleotides long. It is a transcript of the gene mpg1, whose product is annotated as mannose-1-phosphate guanyltransferase Mpg1. Gene Ontology annotation, molecular function: mannose-1-phosphate guanylyltransferase (GTP) activity; GTP binding. The coding region runs from base 1 to 1092 and encodes 363 amino acids. Gene Ontology annotation, cellular component: cytoplasm. Gene Ontology annotation, biological process: GDP-mannose biosynthetic process; cell wall mannoprotein biosynthetic process. Lineage: Eukaryota; Fungi; Ascomycota; Schizosaccharomycetes; Schizosaccharomycetales; Schizosaccharomycetaceae. The record is from RefSeq and is a predicted model, not a curated record. The transcript has a single exon.
AUGAAGGCACUGAUUCUCGUCGGCGGUUUUGGUACUCGUCUCCGUCCUUUGACCUUGACUUUGCCAAAGCCUUUGGUUGAAUUUGGCAACCGUCCCAUGAUUCUCCAUCAAGUCGAAGCCUUAGCCGCUGCUGGUGUCACCGACAUUGUCUUGGCAGUGAACUACCGCCCUGAAAUCAUGGUUCAAGCUCUUAAGAAGUACGAAGAAGAAUACAAGGUCAGAAUUACCUUUUCCGUGGAGAAUGAGCCCUUGGGCACCGCUGGCCCUCUUGCUCUUGCUCGUGAAAUCCUUGGCAAAGACAAUACUCCUUUCUUUGUUUUGAACAGUGAUGUCAUCUGCGAGUAUCCUUUUGGUGAUUUGGCCAACUUCCACAAAGCCCAUGGUGCCGAAGGUACUAUUGUUGUAACCAAGGUUGAGGACCCCUCCAAAUAUGGUGUCGUUGUUCACUAUCCCAACUCGGAGUCCUUAAUAGAGCGCUUUGUUGAGAAACCUUCUGAAUUUGUUUCCAACAGAAUCAAUGCCGGUAUCUACAUUCUCAACCCUUCCGUCCUUGACCGCAUCCAGCCUCGCCCUACUUCCAUCGAAAAGGAGGUUUUCCCUGCCAUGGUUAAAGACAAGCAGUUGCACUCUUUUGAUUUAGAAAGUUACUGGAUGGACGUUGGUCAACCCAAGGACUAUCUUACUGGUAGUUGCCUUUAUUUGUCCUCUGUGAGAAAGCACAAGCCUGAGAUGUUAGCCCCUGCUGGCCCUUCCAUUAUUGGCAAUGUCUUGAUUGACGCUUCUGCCACCAUUGGCAAAAACUGCAAAAUUGGCCCUAACGUCGUUAUCGGUCCUAAUGUUUCGAUCGGUGACGGUGUUCGCCUUCAACGUUGCGCUAUCCUCAAGUCAUCCCGCGUACGCGACCAUGCCUGGGUGAAGAGCACCAUUGUCGGAUGGAACUCUACCCUUGGAUCAUGGAGCCGUUUAGAAAAUGUUUCUGUUUUGGGUGACGACGUUGUCGUCAAUGAUGAAAUCUAUGUUAAUGGCGGUAGCAUUUUACCCCACAAGAGCAUUAGCGCCAAUAUUGAAGUCCCUGGUACCAUUGUUAUGUAA